UUUCCGCAGAAGGAGAUGGUUUUAAAAAUUAUAGAAACAGCAUCUCCUGGCUCCCGUUUCCCCCUGGAAGGCGCCCAGGACAAGGACGUGGGCAUUAACGGUUUGCAGAACUACAGCCUCGGGCCCAACCCUCAUUUCUCCCUCGCUAUUGGAACAGCAAAAGAUGGAGUAAAAUACCUGGAACUUGUCCUACAGCGUCAGCUAGAUCGUGAAGAGCAGGGAGAGCUGAAUUUACUUCUGACAGCCACCGACGGGGGGUCACCACCCAGGUCCGGCACGGCUCAGGUCCGGAUCGUGGUGCUGGAUGCCAAUGACAACAUUCCUGUCUUCGAAAAGGAGACCUACGAGGUGCGCCUGGCUGAGAACAGCCCCCUGGGGCAGCUGGUGGUCAGGGUCGCUGCCGAGGAUCCCGACGAAGGGUCCAACGGGGAAGUGUAUUAUGCCUUUACCCAGACAUCGGAGCGAUCCCGGCAGCUCUUCCAGCUGAACCCGACCACCGGUGAAAUACGAGUCGCGGGCAAGCUGGAUUUUGAGGAAGCAAAAUCCCACACCAUGAUGGUGAAAGCCACGGACGGCGGAGGGCUGUCUGCGCAUUGCAAAGUGCAGGUGGAGGUCCUGGACGUGAAUGACAACGCCCCGGAGAUAGCGCUCACCUCCCUCAGCGCCUCCAUUCCCGAGGACGCCCCGCCACGCACCGUGGUGGCUCUGUUCAGUGUGCGGGACCGGGACUCCGGGGACAACGGCAGGACGGAGUGUUCCAUCGACGGGGACUUGCCAUUCAGUCUCACCCCCACUUUUGAUAAUUAUUACGAACUGAGAACAAACGCGGCUCUGGACAGGGAGAGGACGGCGGAGUAUAACAUCACCAUCACAGCCACGGACUGGGGCAGGAAGCGGCUGAGCUCUCAGGAAAGCAUCUUCGUGCAGAUAUCCGAUGUGAACGACAACCCCCCAAAGUUCACCCAGGAGAUUUACACCAUGUCUGUCACGGAGAACAACAGCCCCAUGCUCCGGAUCGGCAGCAUGAAGGCCACGGACGCCGACGCAGGAAUAAAUGCCCGUGUGAACUACGCACUGGUGCGGCAGGAGGGCAAAGAGCAGCCCGAAGUGUCAGUCAAUGCUGAAAACGGGGAUGUUUAUAUCCUCCGCCCGCUGGACUACGAGAAGGUGCGCGCCUUCGAGGUGAGAGUGCGCGCAGCCGACGGCGGCUCCCCGCCGCUCAGCGCCCAGGCCGUGCUGCGCAUCGUCGUGCGGGACGAGAACGACAACGCGCCCGUGCUGCUGCACCCGGGCGCCGAGAGCAGCGCGGCCGGAGAGCUGGUGCCGCGCUGGGCACCCUCCGGCUACCUGGUGGCCAAGGUGGUGGCGGUGGACGCGGACGCGGGGCAGAACGCGUGGCUGUCCUACGAGCUGGCCAAGGCCACGGAGCCGGCGCUGUUCCGCGUGGGGCUGCACAGCGGCGAGGUGCGCACGGCGCGGGCCGUGACAGAGAGGGACGCGGCCCGGCAGAGGCUCAUCGUGCUGGUGCGGGACCGCGGGCAGCCGCCGCGCUCUGCCACUGCCACCCUCGCCGUGGCACUGGUGGACGGCUUCUCCGAAGCCCAUUUACGGGUGAGAGAGGAGGCACCGGCCGCCGAGCCCGACGAGCCGCUUACUCUUUACCUGAUCGCCUCGCUGGUCUGCGUGUCGGCGCUGUUCCUCGCCACCGCAGUGACCGCCGUGGUAGUGAAGGUGCGGCGGGCCAGGCGGAGAGAGACGGAGACUUUGCCCACGUUCCCGGCCACUGCCACGGAGAGCAGCGCGGGCUCCCUGCCCCGCAGCUACGUGUACGACGUCUGCUUCGCCGCCGGGACCGUCAACAGCGAGUUCCGUUUCCUCAGGCCGCUCUUCCCCUGCUUCCCCGCCGGGCUGCCCCCCGGCCCGGGCGAGCAGCGGAGCUCGGUGUGCUCGCAGGAUGCGGCCAACCUCGGCGGCGAGGGCGACUGGACUGCGCAGGGCAGUGCUUCCCUCUCUGAAGAUACGGGGCCCAGAGCUGCAGAUGCAGCUGCAAACAGGGAGCUGGAGCUAAAUGUCAGUUCUGAGCAAAACCCUUGGCUCGCCCAUCCUCCCAGCUCCGCUGAUCCCGCGAUUCGGGCGGGCGGGGCUGCACCAUUUCGGGCUGCUCCGCUCGGGGGGCGGCAGGCUGUGUCGGCAGCUCCAUCCAGCUUUCAGGAGAGGAGAUCGGGUCUCUGGAAGGGAAUGAAACCGAGGAAGAGCGAGGAAGCGCUGCCGGGGCGAGCAGGCGCUCUGAUCCUUGUCCUCUGCCUCUCGGGGAUGGGAGCAGAAACCGCUCGGUACUCUGUGCCCGAAGAGGCGGAGAGAGGCUCUUUUGUGGCGAAUAUCGCUAAGGAUUUGGGACUAACCGGUGAGGAAUUACUGGCUCGUCAGGCUCGAGUCGUUCCUGAAGGAGAAAAGCAGUAUUUACAGCUGAACCAGCACACCGGAGAUUUGGUGGUGAGAGAGCAAAUGGACCGGGAAGAGCUGUGUGGACAGAGCGAACCCUGCUUGGUGCGUUUUCAGGUGCUGCUGGAGAGCCCACUGCAGUCCUUCCGAGCUGAGGUAAGACUCACCGACAUAAAUGAUCAUGCUCCUGUGUUCUUAAACAAAGAGAUUGUUUUAAAGAUUUCGGAGUCAACAGUGCCGGGCACUCGGUUUUUGUUGGAAAGCGCUUACGAUCCAGACGUGGGGAAUAAUAGUCUUCAGCAUUAUAGUAUCAGCUCGAACGAGUAUUUCUUUGUCUACACCCGGCGGCGGAGUGAUGGUAGGAAGUAUGCAGAGCUGGUGUUGGAUCGAGCCCUGGAUCGGGAGCGGCAGGCAGAAGUUGCUUUCAGCAUCACGGGUGUGGAUGGUGGGACUCCACCGCGGUCUGGCACAGCUUUAAUCCGCGUGGUAGUCCUGGAUAUAAACGACAACAGCCCAGUAUUUACUCGAAGUCUGUAUAAAGUCUCGGUAAUGGAAAAUAGCUCACAGGACACCGUAGUGGCCGUAGUGUCUGCUAGCGAUUUAGACUUAGGUACAUAUGGAGAAAUCGUCUAUUCCAUAGUUCAAAAUUCAGAGGAAAAUUUCGAGACAUUUAAAAUAAACCCAAAGACAGGUCAGAUUCGACUCAAAAAAGCUUUGGAUUAUGAAGAAACAAAAACCUACGAGAUAGAUGUUCAGGCCUUAGAUGGAGGGGGCCUCUCCACGCAUUGCAAGGUGGAGGUGCAGGUGAAGGACGUGAACGACAAUGCCCCCGAGGUGAUCAUCACCUCGCUCACCAGCACCCUCUCCGAAGCCGCCCCGCCGGACACUGUGGUGGCCCUCUUCAACGUCAGGGAUCGGGACUCGGGGGACAACGGCAGGACGACCUGCGAGCUGAUGGGAGAGCAACCCUUCAGGAUCACUCUGCUGGCAGCCGACGCGUACGCGCUGGUGACAUCAGAGACGCUGGACCGGGAGCAGGUGGAGGAAUACAACAUGACAGUGCGAGCUCGAGACCAGGGCUCCCCCGCCCUCUCGGCAACCAAGACCCUGCUCGUGCGGCUCUUGGAUGUGAACGACAAUGCACCCACCUUCACCCAGGCCAUUUACACCAUGGUGGUGAGCGAAAACGAGCCCGCGGGGAGGAGUCUGGGACGCCUCAGUGCCACGGACCCUGACGCGGGAGAGAACGCCCGUGUCAGAUACUCGCUAGUGCCGCCACUGACAGGCACCCUCGCCGCGGCAUCAUUCGUGUCAGUGGACGCGGAGAGUGGAACUGUCCGGAGUUUGCGCCCGCUGGACUACGAGAAGGUCCCUGCCUUCGAGGUGAGAGUGCGCGCAGCCGACGGCGGCUCCCCGCCGCUCAGCGCCCAGGCCGUGCUGCGCAUCGUCGUGCGGGACGAGAACGACAACGCGCCCGUGCUGCUGCACCCGGGCGCCGAGAGCAGCGCGGCCGGAGAGCUGGUGCCGCGCUGGGCACCCUCCGGCUACCUGGUGGCCAAGGUGGUGGCGGUGGACGCGGACGCGGGGCAGAACGCGUGGCUGUCCUACGAGCUGGCCAAGGCCACGGAGCCGGCGCUGUUCCGCGUGGGGCUGCACAGCGGCGAGGUGCGCACGGCGCGGGCCGUGACAGAGAGGGACGCGGCCCGGCAGAGGCUCAUCGUGCUGGUGCGGGACCGCGGGCAGCCGCCGCGCUCUGCCACUGCCACCCUCGCCGUGGCACUGGUGGACGAUUUCUCCGAUGCCUUCCACCAGCUUGGCCACGAUCCUGCGAGCGGACAGCAGCCGCAGGUGGCCGAAGAGGAAAUGCUCACUACUUACCUCAUCGCCUCGCUGGUCUGCGUCUCGUCCCUUUUCCUCCUGUCCGUCCUUGUCUUAACGGCCAACACUCUCUGCAAAGCUCGCAUUCGGGCAGAGCUUCCUCCUCCCUCUCCCAGCUGCUACGCGGACGGAGAUUUCGCCAGCGACGGCGUGGGCGUGGGCAGCACGGGCACUCUGUCGCCGGCUUACCGCUACGAAAUGUGUAUGACCAGCGGCUCGGGGAGGAGCGAAUUCCGGUUCCUGAGACCCAUCCUGCCCAGCCUUCAUAGCAAUGCUGAGGCGGGGCUGGACAAGGACGAGGAGCCGCUACGCCACUCGCAGUCUGCCUGCGACCGGGAAGCCCAGGCGGGAAGAACGGCCGCUCCUCCCUUUUAGCCGCAGGACUGGCCAGUAGGCGUGCGCGUCCCUACCUGAGCCGUGUUGGAAUGCGAUUCCCUUACCCCCUCUCCUCAGCCUGAGAUUCCCCACCAGUUGUAGUGCCGUUCUCUACUGUUAUAGCCGUAAUCUCCCUAUUUAGCCUCCAGGCCACUUUCUCCUGCCGUGGAAGGCGGCACAGUCCCACCGAGCUCAGCCUCUGCUUCAUGCUUCCCUAGAAAAUCCUUGUGCCGCUCUUGCCGCGGCGUUUCUCGGAGGGUGCAGAGUCGCCUGUCGCUAGACGACAGCGCACCAAACCGCCGGCUCGGGCCAGCAAAGGGCGAGGACGGGCGCGGAGCAACUGCCGGUGGUACUCUGGCGCCAAGACUCCCCCAA
Messenger RNA from Passer montanus (Eurasian tree sparrow), 5070 nucleotides. RefSeq names its product protocadherin-16-like. The coding region runs from base 16 to 4695 and encodes 1559 amino acids. The record is from RefSeq and is a predicted model, not a curated record. Gene Ontology annotation, molecular function: calcium ion binding. The transcript has 3 exons. Lineage: Eukaryota; Metazoa; Chordata; Aves; Passeriformes; Passeridae. Gene Ontology annotation, cellular component: plasma membrane. Gene Ontology annotation, biological process: homophilic cell-cell adhesion.